Molecule: messenger RNA, 3724 nt
Organism: Triplophysa dalaica
Lineage: Eukaryota; Metazoa; Chordata; Actinopteri; Cypriniformes; Nemacheilidae
Gene: sntg1
Product: syntrophin, gamma 1
Exons: 16
Coding region: 1072-2511 (479 amino acids)
Cellular component (GO): dystrophin-associated glycoprotein complex; intracellular anatomical structure
Molecular function (GO): protein binding; structural molecule activity
Source: RefSeq, a predicted model, not a curated record
UUAAAACACAUACAUACACCACGUGUAUAGAUAUUUAGUAGAUAUGUCUUUUUAAAAUUUACCAAUAAUUUAAGGUAUAUAUAAAUGUUUAUACACUUUUAUAUUUUUCUUAAAAUAUAUGUUUCUAUGUAUGUGUAUUUUUUUUAUAAAUACACAAUAAAAAUGCACAGUACACAGACGAAACCUUUUAAUCUGGAUGCAAUUAAUCGUGAUUAAUCAUUUGAAAGCCCUAAUAAAUAGUCUGUUUGGACCGAUUUUCAAACUUAACUUGAUUAGUUUAGCCGUCUAAAUGUAUUUUUAAACUAAAAUGAAGACGUAUGUUACAUAGACUAUUGAAGUAAAACACUUGAAAGGCCAGAAGGAGAAUGGCCAUGUUAGGUGAGAAAACAUAAUGCAAAUGUUACGUUAGUUUUACACAAUUAGUCACAUUUUAAGGAGUAACACAAUAUUUUCACACAUUACUUUAAAAACAACUUUCCUCAACACUACACAUGACAUGCACGGAUCAAUGUUUUAUUAUUGUUCACAGGCUUUAUAUCUUGCAGUGAAAGGAUGAACUGCAUUAUGUUUUUGAGUAAAAUAGAUUUAUCACAGAAAUGAAUGAUUAAUGAUUUUGAAAAGUGGGCUUUACCUACCAGAUUGAUCCUAGUGUUUGAAAGGGAAGUGAAUAAAAGAGGCACCGGCGACAUUAGAGGAUAAAGUUAAUACAUUUGAAUGAAAGAUUAUGAAGACGUGUGCGGAUGCACUUCAGAUUGACUAGAUUCACAAUACAGCACAAGGGUUUUGACCUCAUGGCUGUUUUAAUUCAGUCAAACUUUGAUUCUCUGGGUUCAGAAGCUCUGUUGGUAUUGCUAUUGUAGGCUGUGCUCUAGUAUGUAUUGACUGUUGUAUUGCAUCAUUUAUGAUCAUUAUUACCCGAGAGGCUUGAGAAGGUUCUUUACUAGUGUAAACAGCAGAUCAGGUUGUAUUCGCCGGCCCUUAAUUCAAUGACUAACAUUGUUGGCGUGGUGCCGGUUUUCCCCGGGGAAAUCUACAAGAAAAGAAGACAAUUAAGACUAAUUAAGUCUCUUCAUGGACACCAAUCGAAAAUGGAGGGAAAGAACAGUAACCAUUCGACGACAGACCGUCGGCGGGUUUGGCUUGAGCAUCAAGGGUGGCGCUGAACACAAAAUCCCUGUUGUGAUAUCAAAAAUAUCAAAAGAACAGAAGGCUGAACUCUCUGGUCUCCUGUUUAUUGGAGAUGGGAUUCUUCAGAUAAACGGCAUUAACGUCAGGAGCUAUCGGCAUGAAGAAGUGGUGCAGGUCUUACGGAACGCAGGUGAAGAAGUUACUCUCACAGUGUCGUUUCUGAAGAGAACGCCUGCGUUCCUGAAACUGCCGCUGUGUGAAGAUUGCUUGUGUAUACCCAGUGACCACAGCAGUGGAACCUCGUCUCCGUUGUGUGACAGCGGCCUGCAUUUAAACUACCAUCCCAACAACACGGACACAUUGUCCUGUUCGUCCUGGCUGAUGUCUCCCGGGUUGCGAUGGGAGAAGAGGUGGGUGGAUCUGCGACUGAUCCCUCUCUUACACGCACGUCUGUCUCAGUAUGUCCCAGGUACUGACACCUGCAGGCAACAUGCCUUUCAAGUCAUCGCUGUUGAUGGCGUGUGCAGCGGCGUCAUUCAGAGCUCCAGCGCCGAUGAAUGCUCAGACUGGCUUCAAGCGAUAGCGUCCAAUAUUUCUGCUUUAACCAAGCACAACGUGAAGAAAAUAAACCGAAAUUUUCCAGUAAACCAACAGAUUAUAUUUAUGGGCUGGGUGGAUGAGAAAGAGCAAGAUUCAGUUCAGGACCGAAUGUACACGCCAAAGUUUCUUGCCUUACGGGGUUCAUCGCUCUUUAAAUUCUCGGCACCUCCGGUCACCACCUGGGACUGGACCAGAGCGGAGAAAUCCUUCACCGUCUUUGAGAUCAUGUUCAAGAUUCUGAAGGACAUGGAGCUGGUGGACAAACGGAAGCACUGCUUCAGCGUUCAGACGGACUCAGGGGAGGACAUCUUCUUCAGCGUGGAGCUGGACUGCGAGCUGCUUCUCUGGGAGAAAGCCUUUCAGAUGGCAACGUUCUUUGAAGUGGAGAGAAUACAGUGUAAAACAUACGCUUGCAUCAUGGACAGUCAUCUCAUGGGACUCACCAUUGAUUUUAACAUGGGCUUUGUGUGCUUUGACGCUGCGUCCAAGGUGGUGCUGUGGAGAUACAAAUUCUCUCAGCUGAAAGGAUCUUCAGAUGACGGCAAAAGUAAAAUCAAGUUCCUGUUUCAGAAUCAAGACACGAAACUCAUUGAAGCCAAGGAGCUGGAGUUCUCCAAUCUCUUUGCGGUUCUUCACUGCAUUCACGCGUUCUUCGCUGCCAAAGUGGCUUGUUUGGAUCCCAUGUUCGUAAGCAGCCAGAACGCUGCCACGGCCCCUGUGGUCUCCACGACCCCCACCUUAACCACCACCUCACACAUGUCCAAAAUAAAGUACACGAGCUGACAGACUCUUGUGUCAUUUUCUCCUCUCAGAAGAUCACAGGAGAGGAACAAUCCAUUAUAAACCACAGACUGAAGGUUGUGUAGAAAAAUAUGUUUUUUGUCUGGACAAGUCAGGGGAAUGAACUGGAUUUCACCUUUACGUUGAACAUUCAAAUGUGGACACUAGAUGUGGACACUAGAUGACAGCGUUUGGAGACACCGCGGAUCCUUUUCAACUGCAGUUACUUGAUCUUUAGAGAAUCAGACUCCUCACGUUUGAUAUGAAGGUAUGUUUGCAUUAAACUGAUAGAAACACUUUGUGUAUACUUUUAGGAUAUUAUUUUAUCUGGUAGAUUGACAUGAACCCUUUAUGAAUUUGCCACGAGGUGCAUCAGAAAUGUUCUCCAAUUUAUGUUCUUGAGAUUCUUUCACUUCAUUUAUUAACCCGGUCGAUUUAGAAGAACAUUUAAACGCACAGUACACCCAAAAAUUAAAAUUCUGUCAUCAUUUAUUCACCUUCGAUUUGUUACAAAUCUGUAUGAAUUUUAAAUUCCGAUGAAUACAGAGAAAGAUAUUUCAAAAUCUUGAGGUUACAAGCAUUCUUCCAACCUCAAGAUUUUGCCCCCCAUUGACUCCCAUAGUAGGAAAAAAACAAUUGCAGUUAAAAGUGUCCCAGAACUGUUUGCUGUCCUAUAAUCUUCAAAAUAUCUUCUUUUGUGUUCAACUGAACAAUUAAAAAAUAAAAAACGAAGUAAUUUUCCCUACUAUGGGAGUCAAUGAGGGGCAAACUCUUGAGGUUACUAGCAUUCUUCCAAAUAUCUUCUUGUGUUUAUUAGAUCAAAGACAUUUAUACACAUUUGGAACAACUCGAGGCUGAGGAAGUGAUGACAGAAUUUUCAUUUUUGGGUGAACUGUUCCUUCAAAGGUAAGAAAUGGACAAUCUGAAGCAAUCUGAAUGUCCUUUGCCUUAUAUGAGGCAAUAAAAUCAAGAGUCCAAAUGUGGCAUCAUUUUUAAAUCUAAAACCAGUGAUAUUAAAAGACUUUUAUCUGACUGCCUAGAGAUACCCAGAAUGUGGGAGUGUUUUAUUUUCAUACUGUACCUAUUUUGCUACUCUUUAAUCCUUUAUUAAGGUUUGUGUACGUAAAGAUGAACCGAAUGGAAUUGUAUGAUGUGUAUGAAAUUACAUUUGAACUAUCUCAAGGGUACGUGCUAAUAAAUAAUUGCCUUCAUUUUA